Messenger RNA from Linnemannia hyalina, 1416 nucleotides. The record is from the annotation of a GenBank genome assembly. NCBI's taxonomy places the organism in Eukaryota, Fungi, Mortierellomycota, Mortierellomycetes, Mortierellales, Mortierellaceae.
AUGUCAAAGAGGCCAACACCAGUGGUAGCACGGAAACGUACCCCUCCCAACCCAAACCCAGAAUACGAGUUCCUCGGACCACCAGGCGCCGUGGCAAUGUGCAUUGUCCUCCCCCUGAUCACCUACGGGCUCUACUACAACUGCCGUGCCGGAUUCGGUUGUAUCCCUGCCUACUGGGACUCCAAGGAUGGCUUCUGGCCCUCGAUCGGUUCUAACCCCACCAGCUACCACAAGGAUCUCUGGAACUUUUUCGUCUCGACCUGGGAUUUCGAUGCUUUCAAGGUCUACUCGGCUUUCAUGGUCUUUUUGUUUGUCACAUACUUUGUCAUCCCCGGAAAGGUGGUCGAGGGUGCUGUUGUUGGGGGAGUCGGAGGAACCCCCUUGACCAAGGAUCGAUCCAACUACAAGCUCAAAUACAAGGUCAAUGCCCUCCGGACGUUGGUGCUCAUGGCUCUCAUGACUGCCGCUACCCUCUACACCCAGGGUGUCAAGCCCUUCCUGUUCCUUUAUGAGCACUUCAUCGGCCUGAUCACCGCCUCCCUCAUCUGGACCUUUGGCGUGUCGAUCUUUGUCUACAUCUGGUCCUUCCUUCCCGAUGGCGAUGGUCAAGAGAAAAUCCUUUCCUGCGGAGGAAAUACCGGCACCAAGGUCUACGACUUCGUUCUCGGCCGUGAACUCAACCCUCGCUUCAGCUCAUCGCCCGACUCGACAUUCGACAUCAAGUACUUUAUCGAGCUCCGUCCUGGUCUCAUCGGCUGGAUCUUUUUGAACUUUGGCAUGGCCUGCCAACAGUACCACACCCUCGGACGCAUCAGCAAUUCGAUGGCCGCCGUUCUCUUCUUUGAGACCUUUUACGUUGUCGACUCUCUCUGGAACGAAUCAGCUGUCUUGACAACUAUGGACAUCACCACCGACGGAUUCGGCUUCAUGCUCGCCAAUGGAUUGUUGACCUGGUUGCCCAUGAACUACUCGCUUCAGGCUCGUUUCUUGGCUGAUUUCCCUGUCGAUAUGAGCUUGACCCAUGCUCUGAUUGUUAUUGUGACCCAGUGCGUUGGAUACUACAUUUUCAGGAGCGCCAAUGGACAGAAGGAUAACUUUAGACGCUACGGUGCCGAUCAUCCUGUGAACAAGGGCCUAAAGUACAUGGAGACAAAGACGGGAUCCAAAUUGCUAAUCAGCGGAUGGUGGGGAACUGCUCGCCAUAUCAACUACUUUGGCGACUGGCUCAUGGCACUUGCUUGGUCCUUGCCCUGUGGCCUGUCGAGCCCUCUCCCAUACUUCUACCCAAUCUACUUUGCCGUGCUCCUGAUCCACCGCGGGUUGAGAGACGAGGAAAAGUGCCACAAGAAGUAUGGCAAGGACUGGGACAAGUACUGCGAAACUGUCCGCUGGCGCAUCAUCCCAUACGUCUACUAA